Gracilinanus agilis (Agile Gracile Mouse Opossum) is the source of this 2835-nucleotide messenger RNA. RefSeq names its product testis expressed metallothionein like protein (gene TESMIN). Gene Ontology annotation, biological process: regulation of DNA-templated transcription. Gene Ontology annotation, cellular component: nucleus. Lineage: Eukaryota; Metazoa; Chordata; Mammalia; Didelphimorphia; Didelphidae. The record is from RefSeq and is a predicted model, not a curated record.
AUGGGCCAGAGUAGCAGAGCGGCCAUCAUUGUCCCCAGGGAGGGAGAGGGUUAUAAACACGACAUCAUCCUCGGCUCCCAGACGGACGUCCCGACCGUCUCCGCCACGCUUGGGAGGAAACCGCCCUCUGGAGGCCUCCGGUUCUUCCCCGCCUCUCCUCCGGCUCCCCUCCCUUCUCGGUGCCGGCUUAGCCCAACACUCCGUUCUGGCUGCUUCUCUGCUGCCAGAGCUUUACCCCGUGGGGGCACGAAGCCGCCGCCACCCCAGGCAGUUUGCCAGACUCCUUUCUCAGCUCCAGCCUUCACCAGGCUACAGCUACAGCCAGUGCUGGAGGAUGAAAUGCGAACCCCUUUGCUUGGCAUGGGAAGCCUGAAGGCUCCUGGGGAAACUGAGGCCCAAGGCAGGAGGAGCACCCAGGUGGAAGCCCGGUUGGGCGUCGCCGCCGCCGGCACCCCAGAGGGCGGUGGCACUGCCCUUGGGGCUCGGACACGAAGGAUGCUCCUUUCGGCUGGGACCUCCAGUACUCCCCGGGCACACGUCCCAAGCUGCCCCUCCCCCUCCCGGGCCCAACGGUUCCUCUCUCCUCCCCUCCCCCUCUCAACGGUCUUCCCUCUUCCCACGGGCGCGCGCUCAGGGGCAGUUGGGGCGGGAGCGCGCCGCCCCUGCCCAUCGCAGCUGGGGCGCGUGCACGGAAGGGUGCGUGUGCACGGCAGCCGGGCUCGCUCCCGCGCUCGCUCCCGGGCUGGCUGCGAGCACGCGGCGGCGACAGCACAGUCGUUCCCGGCUCCCCUCGUCCUUGUUCUCGUCCUUCGUCCUCUGCGGCUCCUCCGCGACCUCGCCCGGAGCUCAGGCCCCGCGAUGAAAGGUCUGUUGGGAAGAAAACUGAUUUUGGAGAAAGAAAACUGUCGAGAUGAGCAGUUUAAGAUCUCUUCCGUCGAUCUGGAAGACCAGCCGCUCCUUGGCGGGAUUUCAAGCACAGAAGACGAAAUCGUGACGGAGAUUUUCAGCCAAGACAGCCAAUUCAUUCCGGAGAACAUUAACCUGAAGAGUGCCGUGAUCAGUAAGCACGACGAUGAUGAAGAAUUCCAUUCCUUUAAAGACGCCUACUUCACGGCAGCCGACCCGCGGGAGACGCUGCUGCACUCCUUCAAUCCCCCCCUUAACGUCGAUUGCAACAAUAAAGUCAAGGUGGAGCGCCUGGUCGAUGAGAAUAACGAGGAAGAAAUCCUCGAAGACUAUUCCAGUCUGCCCGAGCUCAACCCUUUGGAGGAGACCAUGCUGCCCUCCCCCUCGCAGCUGCAGCCUCACGCCUACAACGUCCACUUCCUGUCUUCCUUAAGGACUCAGCAUAGGAACCCCACCAGUGUCCUGCCCCUGGGGGCCUGGGCAGCUCGGGAAGGAGCGGCUCAUCACAAUGUCCGAGUGAUUCCAGUGGAGAUAAGGGAAGCGGUGGGUACCAUUACCGCUAACAACCAGGAGGAAGCCGUUUUUCAGAAUGCCCAUGCUCAGGAGAGCUGCUGCAAGUUCCCUCCAUCACAAGAGCCAAUGGAGAAUUCCAGCUGUUCACAUAAGAAGGAGUCUAACCCAAUGGUAAUAUGUCAGUUGAAAGGGGGCACACAAAUGCUAUGUAUAAACAAUUCGGGCACAAGAGAGCUCAAAGCAGUUCAUUUGGUUCCUCAGUAUCAAGAGCAAAAUAAUUAUCUGCAGCCAGAUGUGUCUAAACCUUUGACUACCUUAGUUGGAAGAUUUCUGCCAGUACCAGCUAAAUUAAAUCUCAUCACACAGCAACUUGAUAAUGGCGCCUUAUCAUCUGUAGUUAAUGGAACCACCUUCCCUUCAGGAUCAAAUCUUCAAGGGCCAGCAAAAAUAACUUUAGCUGGAGUAACUCUUAGUUCAUGGGACUCAAAGUCUAAAAAGCCAUGUAACUGUACCAAAUCCCAGUGUCUCAAAUUGAAGCUUUCUUUUUCAUUUGAGCAAUUCAUUGCCAUUCAGCAGACAUAUAUUAAGCACCCGUGGUGUGCAAAGUACUGUGCAGUCCCUACCUUCAAGGAUCUUACCUUCUACCGAGGCAAGAGCCCCAAAGAGAGUUUGCCGAAAGUGUUUCCUAAUCCUUCGCAAAACCCCCUGGGGGUUCCCUCUGAUGGGCCCUUUAAAUCCGAGCUGCCCGUGGCCAUUGCUGCAGUUGAUCGGCCUGCUGCUGACAGGUGGGACAGUGAUGCAAGUGGCCAGCAGGGAGCAGAAAAAGACAUUGCUGGUGGUGACGGUGUCCAUCGUGGACAUUUCUACGGUUCAUUGCAGCUGACCUUCCUGAUGAAUACUUUUAACACUGCCUGUCUGGAUCGAAAUCCAGAAGCCUUCCAACCCAAGAUUGGGAAAGGAAAAUUGGGGGACAUUAAGCCUCGCCAUAACAAAGGGUGUAAUUGCAAGAGGUCAGGCUGCCUUAAGAAUUACUGUGAGUGCUACGAGGCCAAAAUUAUGUGUUCUUCUAUUUGCAAAUGUAUCGGUUGCAAAAAUUAUGAAGAAAGCCCAGAACGAAAAACCCUCCUGAACAUGCCCAACUACGUGGAGAUUGGAGGCUCUGAAGGCGGCCAUCUUUUUUCGCCAUCCAAGUUUGCUGUGUUGCCCAAGUUCAGGAAAGACAGGCCGCCUUAUACGUGUAUCUCCUGGGAAGUGGUGGAAGCGACCUGCGCCUGCCUCCUUGCCCAAGGGGAAGAGGCGGAGAAGGAACACUACUCGGAGUGCCUGGCUGAGCAGAUGAUCCUAGAGGAGUUUGGGAGGUGUUUGUCGCAGAUUCUUCACACAGAAUUUAAGUCCAAAGGGUUGAAGGUCGAGUAG